This is a messenger RNA of Cherax quadricarinatus, 1179 nucleotides long. Its product is annotated as cuticle protein 7-like. The record is from RefSeq and is a predicted model, not a curated record. Gene Ontology annotation, cellular component: extracellular matrix. NCBI's taxonomy places the organism in Eukaryota, Metazoa, Arthropoda, Malacostraca, Decapoda, Parastacidae.
AUAAGGGAGAAAGUCCCGUUGAUAGUCAUCACAAGGUAUCUUUCCAGCCGACCACCAGCGCCAAUACUACAGCCGCUCUCCAGUCAUGUUCAAGGUUGCGUGUGCAGCAGUUACUGUGGGCGUGAUGGUGGGAGUAGUGAUGAGCAUCCCUCUCCCUGAAGCCCCGGCUGUCUAUGGCUCGCCCUCGUACCCAGCACCACAAGCUCCGGUACAAUAUAAAGAGGAACCAAAGCCAUACGCUUUCGACUACGGAGUCCAAGACAGCUACACUGGCGCCAACUUCGGCCACAGUGAGAACUCUGACGGGAAGGCUGUGAAGGGCUCUUACACGGUGGCUCUCCCUGACGGCCGCAUCCAGACUGUCAACUACAUCGCUGACGGCUACAACGGUUUCCAAGCUGAGGUCACCUACGAGGGUCAGGCCGUCUACCCUGAGCAUAAGCCAGCCGCCUACAAGCCUGCUCCUGUCUACCCUCAGCCUGCUCCUGUAUACCCUCAACCCUCUCCUUCUCCCUAUGCGUAGCCCUUUCCCCUCCCCUAGCCUAAUGCCUCCCCAGGAUUAAAGCCCCCUCCCCCGUCAUAAUGUAGACUCUCCUUCCUUUUCCAAAACUUCCAAACAAAAAUAUUUACCAAGCCCAUUCUUGUAUGCAAAGACUCCCCAACCCGUUCCUUCUCUUUGGCGUCAAUAUCAGCAACUGUGAAUUUUUAACCUCAUUUUUUUUAAUGUAAAUGUUUUUUUGUAGGAUAGUUUUGUACGUUUUUGCAACUAAAAUAUUUACCAGUUGGCAAGUCCAUGUCAGAAAUCAUCCCUCACUCGAGGAACAUCAUCCAUUAAUAUUUUUUUUACUCCAUUCUCGUUAGCUCAUUUCUAAUUCCGUCCUUAACAUAUCCCAAUUCCCAUCCCGACCCUAAAGUCCUUCCUUAAUCCCGACCCUGAAGUCCUUCUCUAACAUACUGCCAUACACUCCAUUAUCCCGUCACCGACCCAUCCUGUCUCACGUCCCGUUAAUGUACUCUCUCCCUCUACCUUUCAACCUCCUUCCUGUCCCUGCCUCAUUCACAGUCUUUCCUUGGAUACUCCAACAAUUAAGACCCUCUAGCUAGUCAGCCACGGCGGUAAAUGAUAGUGUUUCCAUCACCUGUUAAUUUCCUGAUAAUAAAAAAAUCAAUAACAUGAUG